Messenger RNA from Seminavis robusta, 495 nucleotides. NCBI's taxonomy places the organism in Eukaryota, Bacillariophyta, Bacillariophyceae, Naviculales, Naviculaceae. The record is from the annotation of a GenBank genome assembly.
AUGGCCACCAACCCAAUGGAAGAGGAUUCUCUGAUCCGAGCACUGGAAGAUGAGCAGCAGUUUGGUGUUGCUCCAGAAGCCCCUCCGAUACCAGAGGAGAUUAUUGCCCAACGGAAUCACAGUGAUGAUAUUGAGACAUGUGUUUCUUCCAUUACCGAUGCCAUUCGGGAUGGGGAACUAUAUGUGGAGCCGAUGUAUCCUGUUCCUGAAGAGGGUGCACCACAGCCCAUGGUUUUAGAUGUUGCUGCCGAAAGGACCCACCCUCAUGGGAAUUCUAAGCCAAGCCCUAGGAUCGUCGAAACUAAUGAGCAAGAGGUUGCCAGUUUGGCAGCAACAAAUCCAGUGGAGGUUGCCAAAGGAGUUCAUUCAGCAGAGAUUGACAAACUUAGCGAUGAGGGAGAAGAAGACUGCAAGGUCGAACAACCAAAAGCAGAAGAAAUCGUGCUAGGUGACGAAGCUGCUGGGCAGGAAGAAGCAGCCAACACAGCCCCUUGA